GCGAUGCAAAAAAGAACAGGUCCCCAGCUGCUUCUCUUAAUAGCCCUGUGCAGUGUGUUGUACUCCCGGACCCUGAGUCUACCGUACACAUCGAUGAGACCGACCAGACACGCAGACGGUCUCUUCACCAGCGGAUACAGCAAACUGCUGGGACAGCUGUCGGCACGGAGGUACCUGGAGUCCCUGAUCGGAAAAAGGGUCAGUGACGACGUGGUUGAGGAGCCAGUGAAGCGGCACUCAGACGCCAUCUUCACAGACAACUACAGCCGCUUCCGCAAACAGAUGGCCGUCAAGAAGUACCUGAACUCGGUGCUGACGGGCAGGAGAAGCCUAGAGGACCCCGUUGCCAGUGACAUAGAGGAGUCCAGAGGUCAGCCUGGCACCUACCAGGAGAGUUAUGACGACAUCAACGUAGAUGACCUCAUAAACAACUUUCAACUGCCGCUUUGAGGAGGGGCCAGUGCUCGUGUGAUUACCUCAAGUCAUCCUCAUACAACCGUCCAUCCCACUGAAAACGGC
Messenger RNA from Lampris incognitus (smalleye Pacific opah), 519 nucleotides. RefSeq names its product vasoactive intestinal peptide (gene vip). Gene Ontology annotation, cellular component: extracellular region; perikaryon; neuron projection. NCBI's taxonomy places the organism in Eukaryota, Metazoa, Chordata, Actinopteri, Lampriformes, Lampridae. Gene Ontology annotation, biological process: epinephrine secretion; negative regulation of apoptotic process; positive regulation of endothelial cell proliferation. The record is from RefSeq and is a predicted model, not a curated record. Bases 4 to 450 code for a protein of 148 amino acids. Gene Ontology annotation, molecular function: neuropeptide hormone activity; peptide hormone receptor binding. The transcript has 5 exons.